Molecule: messenger RNA, 3184 nt
Organism: Kickxella alabastrina
Lineage: Eukaryota; Fungi; Kickxellomycota; Kickxellomycetes; Kickxellales; Kickxellaceae
Exons: 1
Coding region: 140-3130 (996 amino acids)
Molecular function (GO): protein binding
Source: RefSeq, a predicted model, not a curated record
CCCUACUACUUUUAUCUAAACUCCCACUCUACUUUGCUCUCUACAGUUACAGCUUUCGUCACUUGCGUUGCCAAAAAAUUAUUUAUUCGCUGCCAGUUUAAAACAAUACUUUAUUACUUCAACUUUUUUGACACACAAUAUGGAGCUUAUUGACACUUUACCCAUUGGCGACCUCCCCACGCCCGUCCACACCCCCGGGUCAUCCGAACGCUUUGACGGCCGCCCCAUCUCUCCACUCAGCCGCUGCAGCUCUGUGUCGUCUUCGUCGUCCGCGCGCCGUGACAGGUGGAGUCAAGUGUUUGAGCACGCCCUGAAAUCCGUAGUUCACAUCACCUGUGACGUCCACGUCAGCUUCGACACCCACUCCAUGAGCCACUCCACAGCCACAGGCUUUGUUGUCGAUGCCAACCUAGGAAUCAUCCUGUCUAACCGGCACGUCAUGUCCAGCGCUCCAUCAACCCACUACGCGCGCUUCGAAAACACCGAGAGCAUCCGUUUGAUGCCUUGGUACUACGACCCUGUCUUGGACUUUGCCUUUUUCCGUUACAACCCUACGGAGCUCAAGCGGGCCACGCCGCUGCCCAUUAGCCUGGCGCCGGAAAAAGCCGUCGAGGGGAUGGAAAUCAGAGUCAUCAGCUGCGACUCUGGCGAGUCCAUCUCGGUGUCCUCGGGGACCAUUGCUGAUACCAAAAGGCGACAGGCUACCGGCAGCUGCUGCUUUGACUACCAUGUGUUCAACACUUUUCACUGCGUCGCUGCCGCGGGGACAAGAGGUGGGUCCUCGGGCGCCCCUGUGCUGGACAUCGAAGGCGAUGCUGUCGCCUUGAAUGUCGGCGGCAUCCACAAGACCCAACAGUCGCUGUUCCUACCCUUGCACCGGGUUGUAAAAACUCUCAACGAUUUGCGGCUGGGCAACAUGCCGGCACGCGGCACUCUGCAGGCUACCUUCCAAUUUGAGCCCACCGAGGUGCUGGUCAAGGCCGGACUGCCGCUGAUGGACAUUUGCCUCGAGUAUCCGGAGUACAUCGACACCAGGGGCAUGCUCAAAAUUACCAGCAUCGUCCCAGAGUCACCCGUGGAGUCCCUCUUGAUGGUCGAUGACGUUGUGUAUGCUGCUGAUGGAAAGCAGGUGUUUGAUUUUGAGAGCUUGUUUGACGUCCUGGACUGCUUUGUCGGCGAAUCUGUGUCGUUGGCCAUCUGCCGAAACAGCUGCCUGACAACUGUCACUGUGCCUGUCCACGAUCUGUUUGCCAUUACGCCAACCAAGCUUCUGCGUAUUGGCACAGGCUGCUGUGAACGCGGCACCAACAUAGUUCUGUGUGAUGUUUCAUACUUAGCUGCCAGCUCAAUGCAUGUGCCCCUAUCUGGCGUUCUUGUAGCCGAGGCCAACACGCUGUUUACGUCCGCCGGUAUUGCACGCGGCAGCAUUAUCACGCAUCUUAACAACCGGUUUAUCCAAAAUCUCGAUGCAUUUGUCGAGCUGCUUCUGGGUGUCGAGGAUGGUGCUGGAUUUAUGGUGCAGGUGCUUACAACGUCCGGCGGCAGGUUUUCCAGAAUAUGUGUCUUGCCGAGUAUUCCCUCCGCAUACUCCUACGAUAUCAUGCAGCGGCGUGCUAACUCCGGGUACUGGUCCAUGGAAAACAUCCGCCCCACCGCAUUGCCCAAAACACUGCCAACCAAAUUGUCAGCCAUACCGGUGUCGCUGCAGGCCUCGCACUCUCAGUUUCAAAAGGUGCACUCGAGCAUUGUGUAUAUCCAGUUUUACGGGCUGGCCCCGGUCGGCAACACUUUUUCCUGGGCGAGCAAGGGGCAGGGCUACGUGGCGUCCAAGGAACACGGUAUUAUUGUCUGUGACAAAUCCGCCGUUCCCUCGUAUAUGGGCACAGUCACUGUUGCCAUUGCAAACUCCAUUGAAGUCGAGGCCUGCGUCGAGUACAUUGAUCCCAUUGGUUGCUUUGCGUACCUGCGGUACAAUCCAGACGAGAUUGCCGGUAACGCUUUAGAAGAGGCACCGAUUAUUGGUACUGAUGGUGGCGCCACACUGCGAGUCGGCGACAGCGCCGUGUACUUGGUGCCAAACUUUGGAGAUACUCCGAUUCUGUGCAAAACACAAGUUGAAAUGCGCAGCCUCGUCCCACUCGACGACCUGGACCCAAACCACGAGCAAGUACUAAACAUCGAGGCCAUACUGCUGAAGGAUCGCCCGACCCCCAUGUCAAACUCAUUCAUCUGCGACAAUGACGGCUUCCUGCGCGCCAUGUGGGUCAGCCAUACCAAUGCCAGCAUGGACGGCGGCAGCAACGACCGCAUAUGCUUUGGCAUCGACAUCCAGCAGACAUUGUCGGUAAUUGAAAAACUGAAGCAGCAGCGCUCGGUGCACCUUUACUCCCUGAAUGUCGAGUUCUCCAGGCUCAGUCUUUUGAACGCCCGCAUGUACGGUCUGAGUGGCCAGCGUGCGGAUGAGUUUUCACAAGCGGUCCCCUAUGUGCGCUCAAUGUUUGUUGUCCGUAGGGCGCCGACCUCGGGAUCUGAUUCCCAGGACUUGCAUGUGAACGAUAUUGUUCUCAAGGCCAACGGCAAAUGGGUUGACGGCGUAUCCAGUCUUGCUGCAUUUUACGAAGACAGUCCUGUAGAACUUUUGGUGUGCCGCGAGGGUGCUGAGCAUACUCUUAGGCCGAAACUAAUGCAAAUCGGCGAUAAAACUACAAGUCAGGUUGUGUAUUGGGCAGGCAUGUGCAUUAUAGAUUACGACGGUUUUAACUACAAGCAGCGCAAGUGGCCGUCCAGCGGCAUCUAUAUUUCGCGGACUGGCGUCAGCUCGCCAGCCAGCCAUAUUUCUUGGCCGCAGAUGAUCACGCACAUCAACCAGGUUCCGAUUAAAAAUACGAGCGACUUGAUCGCCGCAAUUCAAAAUACGCAGACUGGUUGUCAGCAAUUUGCCGGCAAAUUGCUCAAAGACCAAAUCGGUGUGUCUGAUUAUGUGCCUGGUGUACUGGUUAAAAUCAAGCUGUUGAACAAAAGUGGAGUCGCCUACGAGACUGUCAUAGAGACAGACGAGUUGUACUACCCAGCUUCAAGCAUUGAACACUGCAACAACGGCAUGUCCAAAUGGAUUCGCAAGUUUAUCUAAUACUCUAAUUUGUAUUGUUCUAAUUUCUAUGAAUCUAUAAAAAUUUAAAUUUAA